AUGAGUAUCAGUACUUGUACUUGUUCUCAGCGACACCAGAUUCAAUUGUGCAGUUCCCACGACUUGGUAGCGCGCCUUUUAGCCGCAAACAGGACGCCUGCGCGAUGCCGUUUUGAGAGAUCACCGGACGAUUCCGAUGAAAGAUGGCCGAAGCCGGAGUCUGAGCGACUUCCAGAGAGGAAAGAUGCAUCAGUGAUGCAACGAGGCCUCGAUUUUCGGACAAUUGGCGGGCCCCUGUUUUCACCUAAUUUUCAAGUCUCAAUUUACCUCUCACGAGCACUACAGUACCCAAUCGUCUUCUCGCGUGUCGAGGCAUUCUCGCUCGUCGGCCCCUUGCGUACUUCUCACUUAAUGUAUGAAAGAGGCUUAGACCCUCAUUAG
This is a messenger RNA of Chondrus crispus (carragheen), 381 nucleotides long. RefSeq lists its product as hypothetical. The transcript has a single exon. Lineage: Eukaryota; Rhodophyta; Florideophyceae; Gigartinales; Gigartinaceae. Bases 1 to 381 code for a protein of 126 amino acids. The record is from RefSeq and is a predicted model, not a curated record.